AUGUCCGUGGAUGAGCCUGAAGCCCCCAUGUACGUGUAUGAGUCCACGGUUCAUUGCACCAACAUCCUCCUGUGCCUCGAUGACCAGCGGAAGCAGGACGUCCUGUGUGAUGUGACCGUCCUGGUGGAGGGCAGGGAGUUCCGCGGGCACCGGGCCGUCCUGGCAGCCUGCAGCGAGUACUUCCUCCAGGCCCUGGUGGGUCAGGCCCCCAAUGGACUGGUGCUCAGCCUUCCCCAGGAGGAAAGUGCACAUGGAUCAACAGUUUUCUCUGCAGUCCCUCGACCGCAGUAA
Messenger RNA from Knipowitschia caucasica, 291 nucleotides. The record is from the annotation of a GenBank genome assembly. Lineage: Eukaryota; Metazoa; Chordata; Actinopteri; Gobiiformes; Gobiidae.